GCCAUCACCCCGGCUGUGCGACAAGCAGUCGAACUUCACCUCUCUGCAACUGCAUACAUACUAUCUCUCUCUCUUCUUGUACAACUGGUUUCACCGCCUCCGCCAGAGGGAAAUGCGCGCGCCGAAGACGUCCGCACCGGCCUUCCGGCCUACUUUGCAUGGGGCGUCCUCCACGCCUCGCCGCGGGAGAAGCAAACGGCACGCGCGGCGGGAACACACAGCAAUGACGCCAACUGUCCCACCGUUCUCCUCCUUCACAAAAACGUCGUUACCCCCCGGAGUGGUGCGCCUCAGCAGCUUCAUUUCGCGUGGCGUGUGGCGUGUCUUGCACCAGAUGCGCUUCCUCACCGUGAUCUUCCGUCUCGUCCAGCACGUCCUUUUUCGCGUGCUGGCGGUGCUGCAGUACAUCAACGACUUCCCGCUGCGCAUGCAGUUCCGUCGCACGACGCGGCGCUUUCUAUCCGUCAUGAACACCACCGAAGACUACGCGACCUUUGUCGACGCGGCAGCGAGUCUUGACCACUACUGCGGUGUAGCGCAGUGGGCACAGGAGGCACCGCCGUUGGUCAAGUGUGAUGCGGUGGGUCUGUUGGCCGAUGCACUGGCCGCACAGCAGCUCGUCGAGACGAACAAUGUCGCCGCGAUGGAGGUGUUUCUCUGCUCCCUCUUGAAGCGCAACGCACACGGGUUAAUGGAUCCAUCCAUCUACAACUUUUUCAACUGCCCGAAGCACUGCAUUGAGGAUUACACAACGUGUGUGGAGGAGCUCAUAGUGGCCUAUGCCACAGCAGCCCCUUCCGACGGCGACAGCGCAGCAGGGGAGAGCCCGCCGACAAAGGCUAAGAAGGCGGGGAAGGCCAACGCUGCCGCUGCCGCUGCCGCGACGCCGCAUCAACUCCGUCCGUGCUGGAUGCGCAUGGACGCCCUGCAGUCGCAACGCAGCGGGGACAAAGCGCCUCACUUUCCCUUUUCUUUUCAGUGGGAGGCGUCCAAGGCAAUGACGUCAGCAGCGGCGGCAGCAGCAGCAGGAGUGAAGCCGCUGCCGUCGUCGACUCUGCCGACGGUGGACAUCACGGCAAAAAUCCAACACGCGUGGUGGCGGACGUUGUCGGCACGCGGAAACGUGGAAGCUGCGCGGCACGCUUCUCCGCCGCCAUCUGCCGCCAGCAAGGUCUUUCGGUUUCACUCCAUGAGUCGAUACUCCAGCGACGCAGGAGGCGACAUUUGUUCUCCGCACCCUCACAGCGCGGCCUCCACCAUCGCCCCCACAUCGGAGAGGAGCGUCGGGGGUGGAGGUGGCGGUAGCGCUCUGGCAGGGACCAGGAGUGGCGCUUCUCGCCUGUGUGUUGGUUUUGCCUCCGCUGGCGAGGUGGAUGGUUGCAUGGGGGAAGAGGAUGUGCCGCAUCGCUCCGCCAGUGCUGCUCCUCGGUCCUCCGUUGCGCCGGCUGAAGCGGACUUUGACAAACGAAAGGGCGAGGCGCGUUCGCAGCCGAACUCCCGGUCCCUCAUCUCCCUCGGUGUACUAACGAAGCCGCAGGAGCCGGUCACUGUACGGGCCGCGGUACGCAGCGGUGCCACUGACUCCUUUUCGAGUCCCCGCAUCACAUCGCCGGCUUCACUGCCGCACGCUGAAAGCGCACUCCUCGCCCACAUCGACACAUACUGUGCCUCCUUACAUCGCUUCAUGGACAGCAGUGCAUCAGUGACACUCUCUCCUCUGCUGCCCUCUCCGCGUCCGUCGCCGCCCACGCAGCGUCGCAUCUGCAUCCUGCGCCAGGUGCUGCGCUCCUUUGGCCGUACCGCGCUCGUGCUCAGCGGUGGAGCGUCGAUGGGCACGUACCACGCCGGGGUGGCCCGCGCUCUUUACGAGGCGGGUGUCAUGCCAGACAUUCUCAGCGGCUCCUCAGCCGGUUCGAUCAUCGCGUCACUCAUUUGCUCCAAAACCCCCGCCGAGCUGCACUCCUUCAUCCAGUCCCAUGUGCUGUCGACCGAGGCGAUGCAGAUGUCCCCUUUUGGCGAAGACGUCACUCUGGGAGACAAGCUGCAUCGCUUCUUCAAGACGGGCUUCCUCAUGGAUGUGCGCACGUUCAUGGAGUGUAUGCGCGGCCAGAUCGGCGACCUCACCUUUCGCGAAGCCUUCGAGCUCAGUGGGAAGGUGCUGAACGUGUCUGUCACGCGAAGUCAGCACGAGGGCACGCACGCGGAUCGGCAUGCACUGCUGAACUACGUGACGGCGCCGGACGUGGUGAUUUGGAGCGCCGUCAGCGCCAGUUGCGCACUGCCGGGGCUCUUCACGGCGGUGCAGCUCAUCGAAAAGCCGCCCUCCGCUGCGGGUAGCUUUGCGCCGUACUUACCGGGUGAGUUGUGGUGUGAUGGCAGCGUCGCCCAAGACGUUCCACGCCGUCUCCUGACGCAGCUUUUCGGUGUGAACUACUUCAUUGUGAGUCAGGUGAACCCGCAUGUGAUUCCCUUUCUCCAGCCUCCUCCAUCCUAUCUGGUGGUGACAAACAGUUCUUCAGUGCUCACAACGAUGUGGUUUGCGACGGUGGCGCUCUGGGGGUGGCUGCUGACGGUGCUAUUUAGUCUGCGCUUCCUGUCCAUCAACGGACCCUUUGAGCUGCUGUUUCUCGCGUUCGCGCAGGACUACGGCGGUGAUGUCUCCAUUCACCCGGUGGAGUCACUCCUGACAGCCGUGCCAGACUACUUGAACUUGGUGAACAACCCUUCAGCGGAGUACAUCAGCUACGUUUCCUCACGUGCGCAGUGCCGAACGUGGCCGCUGGUGACGCGCAUCCGUUUCGCCACAACGAUUGAGCGUCGCCUUCUGCGGGAGCUUCAACGCCUGGAGAGCGCAGCGUACGCCAAGUCGAAGGAGUAUUCUAAUAUCCGCUGA
Leptomonas pyrrhocoris is the source of this 2893-nucleotide messenger RNA. RefSeq lists its product as hypothetical. Gene Ontology annotation, biological process: lipid metabolic process. Gene Ontology annotation, molecular function: triacylglycerol lipase activity. The record is from RefSeq and is a predicted model, not a curated record. The transcript has a single exon. Lineage: Eukaryota; Euglenozoa; Kinetoplastea; Trypanosomatida; Trypanosomatidae. Bases 224 to 2893 code for a protein of 889 amino acids.